GCGCAGCGUGCCCUGCCCGAGAACGUGUUUACAGUCGCCAAUCGGACGAGCUAGAUAUUCUUGAUGCAGGCUGCACGUCGAAAUGAGCAUUGGUGAGCUGGCAGCCUGACCCAGAAGUGGCCACCGAGAGGCGAGCUAACAGCAAGACCUUGCAUUGUCUGAUGUUAGUCGUUAACCGAGUACGCAAAUCUUCCCAUCGGACCACACAAUCUCUUUGUGCAUCCGAAAUGUCUCCCCCCCCCAACCGCUAUCUGGUAGACACAGCUCCACAACAGCAACCCGGUCUUCCACAAGGCAGUGUGGAUCUGGUUCAAUGCACUGACUGGGGCGCUGCCCGGAAAGAUGCAGGUGUGGAGUGCUUGAAUCGACGCCACAGACGCCAUCCCCGGUAGUAUGGCUCAAUUUCCUUGCUGCAGUAACCGAGCGCAUGCAGAGCAUAU
Molecule: messenger RNA, 440 nt
Organism: Baudoinia panamericana UAMH 10762
Lineage: Eukaryota; Fungi; Ascomycota; Dothideomycetes; Mycosphaerellales; Teratosphaeriaceae
Exons: 1
Coding region: 228-392 (54 amino acids)
Source: RefSeq, a predicted model, not a curated record